Electrophorus electricus (electric eel) is the source of this 3965-nucleotide messenger RNA. RefSeq lists its product as uncharacterized. Lineage: Eukaryota; Metazoa; Chordata; Actinopteri; Gymnotiformes; Gymnotidae. The record is from RefSeq and is a predicted model, not a curated record.
AGCACACUAUUUUUAAGCGCCCUAGCUUAGAUGUCUUUUUCUUUAGGAAUAAAUAACGGAUAAGGAUAAAUCAUGAACAGCGCUGCACUUACAUAUAAACUGUCUGAGGCGGACAUAAAAAAUCUGAUACGCGUGCGAACAGCGAAUGCGGGACUCUUUACUAGGAGAAGAAAUGCAGCUAAAACAGCAUGGAGUGCAAUUCUCAAUGAGCUGGGGCUGGAAGACAAAGUAACAGUUGAACAGAUCGCAAAGAAAUGGGAAAACCUAAAGAUGAAGUACAAGGAAAUAAAAUUCCCUCCACCUGGCAUGGAGGUAGUACCGAGAUCCUCUCAGUGGAAAUGGUUUGACCUGCUGGAUGAGGCUUUAAGAGAGGAGUUUCCUGAGAGUAACUAUCACUCAGUGAUACCAUCAGUGGGUGGUGAUGAUGAAUGUGGACCACAAGCAAGCAAGAGGAUAUGUCAGGUGAAAGUAGGAGGUGACAUUUUAGAAUUGUUGGUGGACGACGAAGGUAUGUCAAGGGUCACGGCCCCUGGAUCGGCUGCAUUGAAACAAGCGAGCCUGCAGGGAGAUGAGACCUCCACAGUGCUGUCAGAUCUGGACCAUGAGAGGGCCAAACUUGCACGAGAACAACAGUUUCUGGAGAAGGAGCAUGCAGAGCUGGCUCGAGAGAGACUGGUAUUUGAGAGGGAGAAGGAUCUGGCAGAGAGGGAAAUUAUGGCACUCCAGAGAGACAGGGCACAGCUAGAGAGGGACAGGGCGUCUGUGGACCGAGACAGAGCAUCCCUUGAUCAGGACAGAGCCCAGUUAGAAAAAGACAGAGCUGCAUUAGAGAGGGACAAGGCGGCACUUCUCAGAGACAGAGACAAUCUGAAUGCCAUGAUCCAAGGUAAAAACGCCACUGGACGUAGUGUAGAUACUCCACAUGAGAAGAACAGGGAGAAAUUAAUCCUCUUAAUUGAAAGAUUGAUAGAUAAGUUUUGAAGAAAAUACAUUUCAGUAAUAUCAGUGGCCAAACUGGAAUUUUUGGAACCAAAUUUUAAAUUUCAUUUUCUAAUGUAUUUCACAGCAGGUUUUAUAAGCCUUUUGCAUCAAAAGGCUCCAGGAGCAGGGUUAGUCUUCCCUGCCUUGAGGGAUGCAGUCAGGUUAAAAAAAGAAAAGGGGGCUUCUGAUGCUCAAAAGUCAAACUCUAGCUUCCAAAUACCCUACAAACAGGUUAGUAAGCAUUACACUAUGGAACAAUACUAUGGAACAAUACCGGAAUAUUACUUAACUGUUUCAGAUUCAGUGUUUGCAUUAUGUUUGCCUUAUCGUAUAUUAGCAUGGUAAACUCAGACAUUUGACUGAAAUAAACUACAUAUAUUUGUGUUGAUGGAUGAAAGAAAAUGGAGAUGACCAUUUUUGCAUAACUUUACAAACAAUAAUAGCUACGUUGUGCCGGCAUUAAUCCUAAUAUUUGCUUAUUUAUUUGCAGGAAGUGUGUUUUAAAGAAAUCGCCUUCAAAUAUUAGCUACAUAAAUACUGGCCAGCCAUGUCACCUAUCCUUGCAUAACAUUAACGGUCAGUCUAUAAAGAAUGGGAUAGGUGUGUAAAAAAAGGGGUAACAGGUAAGUUUGGUUCCUACCGAACAAAGGAUGUUGUGCAGGAAGUAACUUAUUUGAUCUGUUUUAGAACCACACAACGUCAGCUCAAACAGCUGAAGGAGAACUUGUAAGACAUUAACUGAAGAAAUUCAAGCGGUGAACAUUUUGAUGCUAGCACCUGCUCCAACUCUAUAGGGGGUGCUAAACUCCAGCUGCCUCUUCAUCUAAGUAGCUCUAGCUAGAUAAGAUAUGGUUAGCCUUGUGCUGCUGUGCUAAGUUUGCACCUUAUUUUAGAAAUCUUGGAAACGUCUCACAAUUCAGUUGUUUAUCAUCUUGUCUUAGUAAAACUACUUCGUAAAAUAUCUGCUUGAAACUUUUAGUUAAUUAGCUAGCUAUCUUAACUAACUAGCUUUAGAUGCCUUGUUUGAAUUAGUUUCUCGUAUAAUGUAGCUAGUUAGCUAAUACUAACCUAUCUGGCUAAUGCUGGCUAUAAAGUACAAAGUGAUUUCAGUGAUGUGCAUUUGCAUUGUCAAAAAUAUUUGAAGAAUUUUACAGAUUGAAUUUUAAGCCUUAGUUCCCUCUUGUUUUUACUGCGUUUACUUUUAUUUUGAUAUUACAGUAGAAUUCAUUAAAUGCUCAUUGGAAUAUAUCACAAGGGAUACUAUGAGUGCAAUGACAUUUUAUCAAACUGCUUUAAUUUAUUCAACUUAUCAAAAAAUCUAACUUCUGAGAGUCAGUAUUGAGGCAGUCAGUCAGUACUCAUGGCAGUGAUUUCGUCUUAAGCAGCAAGCUGUGGACUGAUAUUGUGCUGAGAGCAACACUAUUCCUGUGACCUCAUGAGUGGGCAAAGAUGAUGAGUGCACACCUCAUCCCUGUAAGUGUAUGUGUCAGGCUUAGGUGAGAAGUGACAUUUUAGAACUGCUGACAAACUGUGACUGAGGACCAGCAGGGGACCGAAUUUGCCAAAUUUGGAUAUUUUUUGACAAAUUUGGAUAUAAUUUUAGAUUCUGUACAAUGGUGCCCUGUCCUUCUCUAACUGUACUGUUAGAGAAGGACAGGGCAGCAUUGUACAGAAUCUAAAAAUAUAUCCAAACUUGUCAUCCAUCCAUCUCAUAAUUGAAUCGAAAUAAAUGUUAAAUACUUGUAAUAACACUGAUCCAUAUCAUCUCUAAGAUGUGUGUAACACUUUAGGCAGUAUUGCAGCAUUGAGAAUUAAUGGCAACUGUGAGAUUCAUUGUGCAAUGCAGCAAUUGUAAACUUAGAAAAAAAACAUUUUAAGGAGUUUUUGAAAACUAAGCUUUAUUGAUGAUAGGUCUAACUUCGAUGGUAAGUGUGGUCUAUUUAGAUAGGAAAUCACUCUAUGUGGGUGGAUUCUGCUGUCAUUUCUUAGAAUAAGGAAAAAUCUGUCAGAUAGCUGGUCUCCUAUAGUUUUCAAUGGCCGAUGGCAAUAUUUAGAGGGCAGGCAGGCCAGUGGCCAAUAUAUAAAACCAGUAUCAUUAUGUUGUGUUGUUGGGUAGAUUUACUCUCUGUGCAUUCAUUUUCUAUAAAAGCAAUGUAUCAACUAAAUAAAUGGCCAAAGGAAAUCAAAAAAAGUAAACAAAAAAAACCCCAGCUCUUGCUGUAAAUGCAACCAUUUAUAAGAAUGUCAAUCAUAAAACAGGUUACACAUUCUCUUCCUAAUUGCUAAUUACAAUUUAUAGGCCUCCAGGCCCUUAAUAAAGUCUUACAUGAGUUUGUUGACUUCCCUUUAAAUUUAGUAAUCUAGUAAAGGAAUUUAGUAAAGGAAUCUUUAAUAUUAAUUUUGGUAUAGUACAGGACUCACCCUGAAAUCCAUUCUAGACUCCUUUGGCUACACACAAAAUGUAAUGUGGCAUAUUCAUUACUGAAAUGAUACACUAGACCUAAUUUUAACAUUUGAUGUCAACAUGGAUAACAGCUAUAAAUAAUUACACAAACAUAUUACAAAACAUUGUAACUAAGAGCCUGAAAUUGAUGAGGGGAUAUGAGAAAGUGGCAAACAAUGGAUAUCUCAGAGUGUGAGCUUUAAUAGGAGCUCUGCAGGUCUUUGAUGCUCAUAUGAGGACUCUAUAGAUUGUAGCCUCCUUCAAUGGUAAACACUAGAGAAUGUAAUUAUGGGCCUGUAUAUUGCUAACCCACUGCAUUCUAUUAGCCUUGAGACUUUUAGCCAUGUUAUACAAGCUCAGAUUUAAAUACUGCUGUGGUGCACCCUGAAGUGCAUGAAUGCACUGUGUUGUUGAGACUCAGGUCUGAGAGCCACCUGAGCUACAUGCCAAUGAGUGAAAUUGCUAAGUACACGGUGUACAGAACUUCAGACACGGAUGGAAGUCUGAAAGUGUUGUAUAUACAGAAUGGGCAGGAUAUGAA